CACGAUCCUUCGGCAGGUGCAAGGCGCCCGUCAGGAGAGCUUUCAAGCUUGCAGCACCCAGUCCCUGCGUUCACUGAAAGAGAGGCGGUCCUAAUGCGAAAUUAUAUCGAACACAUGGCUCUAUGGGCGGACAUCACUGAUUCGCAACGACAUUUUGAGGUCCACGUACCUGUAAUAGCUGUCGAGGAACCAGUUUUGCGAUCUGCCAUCUUUGCAUUCUCAUCGCGGCAUAUCGACAGACAAAGAGCAGGGGACACGGCGGAGGCAUUGCAAUACCACAAUCAUUGUCUUCAAAUGUUGAUUCCAGCUCUAUCUGGCGCUCAGGAGAAAAUCACAGAUGUGAUUCUGGCUGCAGUGGCAAUUCUCCGCGAACAUGAAGAAAUGGACUGGGAAGACAACCAGUUCCACCUCACCGGAACAACACACAUCCUCAACUCCGUCUCAUCGUUUGGCUCGUCCGGCGGCUUAGGAGAGGCCGCUGCAUGGCUUUGUCUCCGCGAAGACAUUUACGUCUCGCUAACCGCGCAAAAGCCGCUUCGAACAAACUUGCAAAAUUUCAUCCACUCAGACAUAUUCCAAAGAGAUGACGAUUUUGCCUGGGGCAGCCGCAUGGUCUUCCUCUUGUGCAAGGUUCUCAAGUGCGCAUUCACCUAUGAAGCUUCUACGGAAUGUUUGGCGCUUCUUCAUGACGUCGAGCAAGAAGUGGAGAGAUGGUUUAAUGCCAAACCGAAUACGUUUAAUCCAAUCCGGCUUAUUCCGCGUACACAGCAGCGGGGCCAGCGGUUCCCAAAUAUUUGGAUGCUGUUGCCGAUUCAUGUAAUCGGUCUGCAGUACUAUCACGUCGCCAAGAUUGUGCUUGCUGUUUCGAGUAGCCCAAGUCCUGCUGUGGGAUAUGAGAAUUUGAAGCACUUGCGGAACAUUGAGAGGACCAUUCGGAAUCACCUUCUCGUCGUCCUUGGCCUGGCGAGAUCAAAUACCAAAGCAGAAAAUGCUCUCUUCACUGCUCGACAUAGCUUGGUAGCCUGGGGCUGGGUCCUACGUAACAAACUCGACCAAGAAGCCGCAGAGACUCUUCUGCGGGACAUGGAAAUGACGACCGGUUGGAACAUGACUGGGCUAAUUCAGACAUUGCGAGAACAGUGGAAUGAUGAAGAUUCUGAUCAUUGAUAUUUGUGCUUCGUUACAUCUAGUAUGGGCUGAACUAGGGAUAGGCCAUAAGUUCCGUCGGUAGAUAAACUGUAUCGUUUCUAUGACCAGUCAAUGUUUGUAUGGCAGGGAAUUAACACUCCUAGUUAUACCGGCGUCCCUGUAGCUUGGUAUCUUUAUUGUUUGCUCGCUUGGCGCUAUCGUAUACUACCGGUCUGAGUCCUGUUAUUCACACACUGC
Aspergillus glaucus CBS 516.65 is the source of this 1386-nucleotide messenger RNA. RefSeq lists its product as uncharacterized. Gene Ontology annotation, cellular component: nucleus. Bases 94 to 1167 code for a protein of 357 amino acids. Gene Ontology annotation, biological process: positive regulation of transcription by RNA polymerase II. The record is from RefSeq and is a predicted model, not a curated record. The transcript has 6 exons. Gene Ontology annotation, molecular function: transcription cis-regulatory region binding; DNA-binding transcription factor activity. Lineage: Eukaryota; Fungi; Ascomycota; Eurotiomycetes; Eurotiales; Aspergillaceae.